AUGCCUCGUCUGGAAACAACCUCAGGCUGGCCCCGUUUCAUCUCGGACCUUCGAUCGCUCUCCCCCUUCUCUCCAACCCCACCAUCCUCCCGUCUAUCCAUCUUGAAAUCUCUCCUUCUGCGCUCAGUCCGCCUCACCUCCACCCCUCCUUCCUCUUCUCCUUCCACCCCACCUUUACUUCCACUCCGGAUCCGUCCGUUUAUCCUGCUCUUAACAAUCUUUGUCCUUAUCUUGCUCGGAUUACUUGGUUUCCAUCCCUCAGCAUCGCUCCUCUUAUCCAUAAACGACAAGUUACUCCACUUUAUCUGUUUUUUCCUCGCCACUGCAUUGUUCUACCUAAUAUGGGACGUAGACGAGUCAGCCCGUUCCUCGUACCUCUGGCGAAACGCAUCGUUGAUUCUAACACUAAUAACCUGUUUCGUAGUAGGAGGGGUGGGAAGCGAAAUAGUUCAGGGUAUGUUGCCGUAUAAAGUCUUUCAACUAGGUGACAUAGUAGCGAAUCUACUAGGGGCUGGAGGAGGAUUGUUUUUCGCUUGGCAUGGCGAGAAAAGGUGGAGAGCGCGGAGGGAGUUAGAGAGAUUAUAUGCUCCGCUGGAUAGCGAGGAGUAUGGCGAUUUGGAUCUGGAGGAAGGAGAUGAAGAGGAGGAAUUGGAGACUAUGCCAAGAAUGCAAGAUGGAGGGGGAGCGUUGAAGUCUAGUCUGAAACAAACCGGAGCGGGCGGGGGAAGCGGGAUAGGGGGGAAGAAAAAGGCUAGGUUUGGUGGUGGUGAGAUUUGGGAUGAUACCGUGGACGAUUUCGGUGGAGCAAGUUCGAGUCUUGGUGGGAAUGCGAGGCGGAGAGAGGAUCUGUUUUCUAUUGACGACGAUGAUGAGGAUGAUGAGGACGAAGGGGGAAAGACAAAAGCGAAUGCGAAUACUGCACCACUAAGUACUGGCGAUGAAGAUGUUUGGAAGCAAGCAGACAAGUAA
This is a messenger RNA of Ustilago hordei, 969 nucleotides long. RefSeq lists its product as uncharacterized. The coding region runs from base 1 to 969 and encodes 322 amino acids. The transcript has a single exon. The record is from RefSeq and is a predicted model, not a curated record. Lineage: Eukaryota; Fungi; Basidiomycota; Ustilaginomycetes; Ustilaginales; Ustilaginaceae.